This is a messenger RNA of Oncorhynchus mykiss (rainbow trout), 1326 nucleotides long. Its product is annotated as histone H4. The record is from RefSeq and is a predicted model, not a curated record. Gene Ontology annotation, cellular component: nucleosome. Gene Ontology annotation, molecular function: DNA binding; structural constituent of chromatin; protein heterodimerization activity. Lineage: Eukaryota; Metazoa; Chordata; Actinopteri; Salmoniformes; Salmonidae.
ACACCAAUCAAUGUGAAGAGUGGGACAUCACAGUUGGGCCUUGUGUUCAACAUAGCUCAGUAUUUGAGUGUGUUUCCCGCGCAUGCAAGUAGCUUUGAUUUCUUCUUCCUCCAUAGUUCCCUAGAACGAACGCCCUCCCCUUUGCAGCAGAGGCCAGGCAAAAGCGCGCGCUUUCUGUGCCACUGGCUUCAAUCAGGUCCACCAAACGCAGAUAAUAAGAGCACCGAGCACCGAAAAUUACGUCAUUAAUUCACUUGAACUCAGCUAGUGAACACACGAUGUCUGGAAGAGGUAAAGGCGGCAAGGGACUCGGAAAAGGAGGCGCCAAGCGUCACCGUAAGGUUCUCCGCGAUAACAUCCAGGGAAUCACCAAGCCCGCCAUUCGCCGUCUGGCUCGCCGUGGCGGCGUGAAGCGUAUCUCCGGGCUGAUCUACGAGGAGACCCGCGGUGUCCUGAAGGUGUUCCUUGAGAACGUGAUCCGUGACGCCGUCACCUACACCGAGCACGCCAAGAGGAAGACCGUUACGGCCAUGGACGUGGUCUACGCUCUGAAACGCCAGGGACGCACCCUUCCUGAAGCAGUGCAUGUAAGGAAGCUAGCUAGCGCCAUGGCCAGAACCAAGCAAACCGCUCGCAAAUCCACCGGUGGCAAAGCACCCAGGAAGCAGCUCGCCACCAAGGCUGCGCGCAAGAGCGCCCCGGCCACCGGCGGCGUGAAGAAGCCUCACCGUUACAGGCCCGGCACCGUGGCUCUUAGAGAGAUCCGUCGUUACCAGAAGUCCACUGAGCUGCUGAUCCGCAAACUGCCUUUCCAGCGCCUGGUGCGAGAAAUUGCCCAGGACUUUAAGACCGACCUGCGCUUCCAGAGUUCCGCAGUGAUGGCCCUGCAGGAGGCAAGCGAGGCUUACCUGGUCGGCCUGUUCGAGGACACCAACCUGUCUAGUGAACACACGAUGUCUGGAAGAGGUAAAGGCGGCAAGGGACUCGGAAAAGGAGGCGCCAAGCGUCACCGUAAGGUUCUCCGCGAUAACAUCCAGGGAAUCACCAAGCCCGCCAUUCGCCGUCUGGCUCGCCGUGGCGGCGUGAAGCGUAUCUCCGGGCUGAUCUACGAGGAGACCCGCGGUGUCCUGAAGGUGUUCCUUGAGAACGUGAUCCGUGACGCCGUCACCUACACCGAGCACGCCAAGAGGAAGACCGUUACGGCCAUGGACGUGGUCUACGCUCUGAAACGCCAGGGACGCACCCUGUACGGUUUCGGCGGUUAAACGCACUCUUCUCGGAACGUCAACAUCCCGACUUGAACCCAAAGGCUCUUUUAAGAGCCAC